AUGGGCGUAUAUUCGCUGGUCGCCGCGCUCGUAUGCCUAUUGGCACUUCUCAAUCUCCAGGUCCAGGGACAUCAACUUGAGUCAAGGGAGCUUACCAUAGCCGACAUUCCCGCAUGUGGCCUUCGAUGUCUCUCCCUGGUGCUCCCUUCAAGUCGAUGCGAAGGAACCGAUAGUGACUGCAUCUGCGCGAGCGACUCCCUCGAGUACAACGUUGCUGCAUGUCUAUUAGCCAACUGCACGAUGCAGGAUUCAUUGGACACCUCACGCGUCCAAGGCGACCUGUGCAAUCUCUCAGACGAGUCUAAGACUCAGGGGGUGAUCUUUUACACGAGCAUAGUCUACUCCAUUGCUUUCCUGUCUGUUGUGCUGAGGGUUGCUGGCAAAGCUGUGUCUAAAAGGCUUGCUUGGGACGAUGCCGUGGUGGUUGCGGCACUGCUCUUGACCGCCAUACCACUCGGUUGUGUUAUCGACAUGGCCUUGAAAGGCUUUGGGGAGCACUUGUGGAACUUGGAAGACGGCAAAUUGCUACCAAUCGUGCGCAAUUUGUACAUUUCGUGGUCAACCUAUGUCGUUGUACUGUGUAUGAUCAAGAUCUCAUUAGUCUUGUUGUAUCUCGGGAUCUUCAAAACGCGCAGAUUUCAGAUCUCCGCAUACGUGUUCCUCGCGUACUUGGUCGUCAACAGCUCCGUGAUCUUCUUUAUCAUCAUCUUCGCUUGCAACCCGGUCCCCUCGUUCUGGAAUCGCGACAUCAAGGGGAAAUGUAUCGACAUCCAGGCAGCGGCAUAUGCCAACUCAGCAUCCGCCAUCGUACAGGACAUAAUCCUCUUGAUACUGCCUUUGGUCUUCAUACGCAACCUACAGAUGAAGCGCCGUCGCAAGAUCGCAGUCGGAACCAUGUUUAUCAUUGGUACAUUUGGCUGUAUCGCGGCUAUCAUGCGACUGCCAUCCCUCAAUACGUUCAAGAUGUCCAUUGACCCGUCUUGGGACUACGUACCGAUCACAGUAUGGACCGAAUUCGAACUAGCAGCUGGCUUUCUUUGCGUGUCUCUGCCAUCCAUAAGAGUGCUUUUUUUCAGGAUGCUACCGAAGCGCGUCAAAGACUGUCUUUCAAACAUCGCCCACCAUUUUCGCAACAGAAGCGACAAGAGGAGCCCUACACCACAGCAGGCGAUACCACCCGAGCAGCGCAAGUGGAGCAAGCCAAAUUCAUGGAUCGAUAUCUCUGCAAACACCACUGGUGUAUCCAACGAGAGUAUGGGCAAAGAUCUUGAGCCACUUACAUUAGGCUCUGGCGUACGAGGAACCUUCAUGAGCGCUUUCUGGAAUCGCAGCUCCACGCAGUCCACUCGCUUCUCUGAGUCUCGAACUGGCCAUGAACGGCUGGGAUCAGCUGUGAGCAUCUACAGUGUGUCGGGCAUUGCCGUGACCAGGCCUCCCUACCACGAGCAGAGGAGCAACAGUCCGCCCGAUGAAGUCGCGAUGUUGACCGUGCAAACGAAAUCCAACAGGCACAAAAGCACAUCCGAAGAGCAGAUCACAGCACUCCCUCGAAUCUGCUGCAUUCCGAGAGUGUCUGACUCGCGAAUUGACGUGAUAAAGACGCAACCGAUCCCUGCAGCGCAGUGGCAGUACCAUGAGAAGGACAUGGUGUGA
Didymella exigua CBS 183.55 is the source of this 1653-nucleotide messenger RNA. RefSeq lists its product as uncharacterized. The transcript is spliced from 4 exons. Bases 1 to 1653 code for a protein of 550 amino acids. NCBI's taxonomy places the organism in Eukaryota, Fungi, Ascomycota, Dothideomycetes, Pleosporales, Didymellaceae. The record is from RefSeq and is a predicted model, not a curated record.